This is a messenger RNA of Hydractinia symbiolongicarpus, 2549 nucleotides long. RefSeq names its product insulin-like growth factor 2 mRNA-binding protein 2. The transcript is spliced from 9 exons. The record is from RefSeq and is a predicted model, not a curated record. Gene Ontology annotation, biological process: regulation of gene expression. Gene Ontology annotation, cellular component: nucleus; cytoplasm. NCBI's taxonomy places the organism in Eukaryota, Metazoa, Cnidaria, Hydrozoa, Anthoathecata, Hydractiniidae. Gene Ontology annotation, molecular function: mRNA binding. The coding region runs from base 122 to 1849 and encodes 575 amino acids.
GCUACUGCAGCACGUGUGUAAAAAGAUAACAAAAAUACAUGCGCAUGUUGUAUAGUCUUUUGUGUUUAGGUUAGUCUUUCUCAAACUUUUCACAGCUCUAUUUUCAUACCGGUUUGGAAAAAUGCCGCAACUUUUAUUUCAAUUUCAACACAAUGGGGUUUCCAAAGAUGGUCCAUUCCUGGAAACUUUAAUUCAUAUUUUAAAUCAGCGAAAAAUAACAUAUGAUGGAAUUCAGAAGCAUCAGCACAGCGAUGCAGUUAGUGUAGAUUUUUCAAGUCCAGAAGAAGCAAAGAAUGCUUAUAAAACAUUGGAUGGAAUGGAGCUCAUGGGAUCAUACUUGACUAUUAAACCUGGAAGAAGUGAAGAAAGCAGUGAAUAUGUUGAUAGAGAACAGAGAGAGCAGCAAAAUCGAACUCACUAUCAUAGAAGAAAAGAGGAUCAGAGCCCAAAUGGGUAUUCUGAGCAACGUAAUGACAGAAGAUAUAGAAACAAUGACCACUAUAAUACUCAGUAUAAUGAUCGAUACAACGAUAGAUAUAGCCAAUACAAUAUGAAGCAAACACCAACAGUAGAACAGUACCCCUGUAGGAUAUUAAUUCCAAGCGAUAUGGUUAAAGUUAUUUUAGGUAAAGCUGGUGCAACUAUAACCAGUAUCCAGGGUAAAACAAAUACAAAAAUUGACAUUCAUAGAGAUAAAGGUCCUAUGAGGGGACGUCCAUAUGAAGAUACUUUAACUACUAUCAAAGGGGAUCCUACUAGCUUUUCUGAUGCUAUAAAGGAGUUGCUUGUUGUUAUGCAAACUGAUUAUGAAAAACGAGAAGAAGACGAGUGUAAGCCGCUGCAGUUGAAACUUCUUGCACAUGAUUUACUGUGUGGACGAAUCAUUGGCAAGGCUGGUAAUAACUUAAAAAAAGUUCGCAAUGAUUCUGGUGUAACGAAGUUGAUUAUUUCAAAUUCAAUAUAUGAAGAAAGUAACCAGUUUUCACCUAGUGGUGUAAUGUGCACAGGUGAGCGUGUCAUCACGAUAGAAGGGACUGUUGAUGCUAUAUGUGCUGCUGAGGUAGUUCUAAGCAAAAGACUGAGAGAUUACAUGGAACGAGAUAUGAGCAACUCUGCAAAUAUGACGCCUGGUAUUGGUGGUGGAAUGGGUUAUUUUGGUGGAGCAGGAGGAGGAGCUGGAGGUGGAAUGAGUAACAGUUACAAUUAUCCGCCCAAUAUGAUGUAUCAAAGGUCACCCUAUGGUUAUCCAAAUAUGGCAUAUAUGGGUGGACAUGGCUACCCAGGGUAUAUAGGUGGUUACAAUGGAAUUCUUGGGCAUGGCUAUGUGCCCAAUCCUUUUGGUGGUAAUCUGGCACCCCAACCGCAAAGUAGCAAUGAUAAUGAGACAACAUGUGUUCUAAUACCGACGAAAGAAGUAGGCGCGAUUAUUGGGCGUAAUGGCGGAUAUAUAAAUCGUGUGAAACAGUACAGUGGCGCUCAAGUACGUGUUGUAAAAGGCGAAGAGGGGGGUGAAAGUAGAGUUGAAAUUACUGGACCGCCUGAUGCUCAAUGGAAAGCUUCGCUUUGUGUAUUCAGUAAGAUCAAAGAAACCAUGAAGGUACCAUACAGUGAGGCUCAACUGAGAACAGAGUACAUGGUCUCCGGUGAAUGUGUGGGACGAAUCAUAGGUAAAAAGGGUCAGGUCGUGCAAGAUAUUCAAGACAAAGCUCAAGCUGAUAUCGAAGUGCCGAAAGACAAACAAGGUGGAGAACAAGUACCUGUGUUUAUCACUGGCACGUUCAAUGGAACGCAGAUCGCUUUAAAUCGAAUUCGUGACAUUGUGCAUCGUGCUCAACAAAAAAGUACGUAGUGUGUCAAUCAAUCAUUUUUUUACCGCCAUAUUUUUCUGCCAUCUUUAAAAAUGUUGUUGUUCCAGUUGGAUGGGUGUUAUAUUUGAAACACUCGAUUUUUAAAAAGAUUUUUUAUAUAUGGACAGAGAAGUUCUCAAUUCCUUUUUUCUUUCAAAAUUUUUUUAAAGUAUUUAAGUCUCGUACUUACAUAAGAUAGUGCGCAUUUGUUGUUUUACGCUUUUCAUUUUCGCGUGUAGUUUUUGAUAUAAAUUUAGAGAAAAAACUAACGAACUUUUUAGGGUUUUUUUUCCAUUCUAUGAAAAAUUGCUACAUCGUAUUAUCUUAGCAAGCAUUUGUAUAUAUUUUCAAAAUUAAUUGCGUUCCUCCCUUACAUUGCAGUUUGUUGCUUCAAGUAACAGCGCAACUUUCGGUAAUAUCGCAUCUCAACGCGAUUUCCAAACUUGGGUUCUUUUUUUUCCAUUUUAAUUUUUGAUUAUUCAAUUUAAAUGUCUUGACUUACACACUUUUACCCAGACUCUUAUCUCUGGUUUGUUAGCGCGCCAGGACAGAAUAAUAAAAGAUCUGGGUAGGAGUUUGUUCCAUGUAUAUGAUGAUAUUUAUGUAUAUUUUAGUACCCGUAUUAUCUAUUAUUAUAAUUGUUAUUAUGGUAUAUUGGAAUUUAUCUUUCUUAAUGAAAGAAAGUUUAUUACCUUCAUGAAA